UCUACUGUUGGGUCUUCAAAUUCUGUUGGUACUGUUAUGCCUUUCACUUCUGAGCAGAUUUCUAAGUUGUUGAGUCUUGUUGGAGAAAGUUCUGGUGGUGAACAGGCUAAAUCCAAUAUGGGAGGAUUUGAGAUCCAAGAAGGUCCUGGUGACUGGUAGUCAGGACAAUGGCUUAUACUUUGUUGGGAAACAUGGUUACCCUCUUCUGUGUUGUUAGGUAAAAGUCCUUAUGAGAUAGUCUUUGGUUUUAAACCCUCUUUAAUGCAUCUUAGAAACUUCGGGUGUUUGUGUUUUAGCACUGUGUUAAAUGAAACAGACAAGUUUACUUAUCAUGCUGAUAAGUGUGUAUUGAUUGGGUAUUCUAAUGUUAAGAAAGGGUAUAAAUUGUGGAGUCUAGAUAAUAAGAAGGUCUUAUUUUCUAGAGAUGUUAAGUUUUAUGAGGAUGUUUACCCUUUCAAGAGUAAACAUGUUGGUAAUUCAGAAUUUAUUGAUAAAAACCUAAAUCAUAUAACCUUUUUUGACUGCUAUGAUAAUGAAACACCUGAAGUUUCACAAAUGCCCGAUGAUGAAGAGGGUAAUAAUGGCUCUCAUGGUAGUUCCAGUGAUGAUCAGCAGCCAUUAGGACCCUCCACAUCUACCAUAACCAGUGUUGCUGAUCAACCUCAGCAAGUUCCAACUGGUUAUGAAGGAAGUAGUGAAACUGGGUUUUAUGGCGAGGCAGAGGACAGUGGAACACCAAGUGAUGAGACCAACCUAUCUGAGGGUGCUGGUCUUGGUCUUAGAAAGUCUACUAGGACUUCAGUUGUUCCAAAAAGGUUUGAGGACUAUGUGUUAAGUGGAACUGCUAAGUAUAGUAUAGAUAAAACUGUGAAUUAUGCUUGUUUGUCUAAAGAAAAUUUUAGUUUUGUUAGUUUGUUGAAUAAAACUCUUGAGCCUACUUGUUAUAAUGAGGCUGCUAAAGACCCUAGGUGGGUCGAGGCAAUGAAUAAGGAAAUGGAGGCCUUAUUCAGAAACAAUACCUGGACACUUGUUGAUUUACCCCCUAGUAGAAAACCCAUUGGCUGUAAAUGGGUUUAUAAGGUCAAGUACAAGUCUAGUGGAGAAAUAGAAAGGUUCAAAGCUAGACUUGUGGCCAAGGGGUUUAAUCAAAGGGAAGGUUUGGAUUUUGGGGAAACAUUUUCACCCGUAGUGAAAAUGGUAACUGUGAGAUGUAUAAUUGCUCUUGCUGUUCAAAAUGAUUGGCCCAUGUUUCAGCUUGACAUUAAUAAUGCCUUCUUGUAUGGCACUAUUAAUGAAGAUGUGUAUAUGUGUUUGCCUGAGGGUUAUUAUUCUCCUGAUGAGACAAGAGUGUGUAAACUGGUUAAGUCGUUGUAUGGGCUGAAACAGGCCCCUAGGAAAUGGAAUGAAAGGUUAAAUAGUGUGCUUGUUGACUAUGGAUUUGUGCAAAGCAAGUGUGAUCAUUCUAUGUAUGUUUUGGCUAAACAAAAGGUGUUUGUUAUUCUUUUAGUUUAUGUGGACGACAUUGUUGUUACUGGAAACAGUGUUGAUGAAGUUAGUAAAAUUAAGGGUAUUUUGAAUUCAAACUUUCAAAUUAAAGAUUUGGGUAAACUGAAAUAUUUCUUAGGCAUUGAGGUCUUAUAUAAUGAAUCUGGUGUGUGCUUGAAUCAGAGAAAAUAUUGCUUGGAACUUUUGAGUGCAUUUGGUUAUUUGGCAUGCAAACCUAUUAACACACCAAUUGAACAAAGUUAUGUGGUAACUGCUAAGGUAUCUAAGAGUCAAAGUGUUUUGAAAAAUGUCACUGGUUUUCAAAAAUUAAUAGGGAAACUAAUCUAUCUCUCCUUGACUCGUCCGGAUAUCAGUUAUGCUGUGCAAUUUCUGAGUCAGUUUAUGCACAGUCCAACUGAUGUUCAUUUGCAAAUCGCCUUAAGGUUGUUAAGGUAUCUCAAAUCUGGUCCUGGUUGUGGUUUGCUGUUCAAAAGGAGUGAUAGACUAGAUCUUGUUGGUUAUGUGGACUCGGACUGGGCAAAAUGUUUGUCCACUAGAAAAUCUGUGACUGGUUAUUGUGUCUAUCUUGGCAGUUCUCUUGUUUCUUGGAAAAGCAAGAAACAGAGCACUGUUUCAAGGUCUACAGGUGAAGCCGAGUAUCGAGCUAUGUGCUCGGCAACUUGUGAGAUAAUGUGGUUGCUGAAUUUGUUGAGGGAAGUGGGUGUUAAUUGUGGUUUGCCAGUUAAAUUAUAUUGUGACAGUAAGGCUGCUAUGUCUAUAGCAGCCAACCCUGUUUUCCAUGAAAAAACUAAACACUUUGAGAUUGAUCUUCACUUUCUAAGAGAAAAGGUAAGUUCAGGGGUUAUUGAAACUGUUAAAGUUGACUCUGAGAGUCAACCAGCAGAUGGUUUUACCAAAGGGUUAAGUGUUGUGCAACAUAAGAAGUUUUGUGAAAAGUUAGGAAUUGUUAAUUGGUUUUCAUAUUUGAAUGAAGAGGGGAUGUUAAAAGAAUGAGAGUUAUAUUCAUUUUGUUCAUUCAAAUAUUCAGUUAUAUAUUUCUAACCGAUUGAUAAAGUGGUUAUGACAGGUUGUUGUUCUUAAAGGGCCUUGUUGUAACUAUUGGAAGUUUAUGGUAUGUUGGAAGAUAGUUCAAGGGUGCAGACUGUAACUUCAGAUAUUUUUGAUAUAUAUUGAGAGUUUCUCUCUCAUAGUUCCAGAUUCAUCUCCGAUCAUCUUUCACAUUCACUCUGAUCUAUUUCACCCUUUGUAUUUCUUGUGUUGUAUUGUACCGAUCUGCUGAUGUUGUUGGUGAGAUCUCAACUGUGAGAUCAAGCUUUGUAGAUCAGGUUGUUUCUUUCUGUAUUUGUUCAUAUUUGUCUUGUAUUCAUAUAGAUCAACUGAUUGAAUCAGUUGAUCUGGACAUUUGUUCAUAUAGAUCUUACAUUUAGUAAGAUCUUUGGGUAUUGGGGGGUGUUUUCUGGUUUGGGUGAAUAAUAAGAUUUUGGUCACGGUUUUGUCGCUA
Messenger RNA from Helianthus annuus (common sunflower), 3007 nucleotides. Its product is annotated as caffeic acid 3-O-methyltransferase. The transcript has 3 exons. The record is from RefSeq and is a predicted model, not a curated record. Gene Ontology annotation, molecular function: protein dimerization activity; S-adenosylmethionine-dependent methyltransferase activity; O-methyltransferase activity. NCBI's taxonomy places the organism in Eukaryota, Viridiplantae, Streptophyta, Magnoliopsida, Asterales, Asteraceae. Gene Ontology annotation, biological process: methylation. Bases 262 to 2499 code for a protein of 745 amino acids.